Messenger RNA from Saprolegnia diclina VS20, 684 nucleotides. RefSeq lists its product as hypothetical. Gene Ontology annotation, molecular function: S-adenosylmethionine-dependent methyltransferase activity. The coding region runs from base 15 to 638 and encodes 207 amino acids. The transcript is spliced from 2 exons. Lineage: Eukaryota; Oomycota; Saprolegniomycetes; Saprolegniales; Saprolegniaceae. The record is from RefSeq and is a predicted model, not a curated record.
CCCGACCUCGAUCGAUGGCGCAAUACGGCAAGGCCUCGUACUGGGACGAGCGCUACACCAAGGACGCGGAGCAGUUCGACUGGUACCAGCGCUAUGCAGGCCUGAAGGACCUCGUGCUGCAGUACCUCAAGAAGACGGACAACGUCUUGAUGUCGGGCGCAGGCAACUCGCGCUUGACCGAAGAGAUGAUGAACGACGGCUUCCAGACCAUCAUGAACAUUGACGUUUCGCAGGUCGUCGUCGAUCAAAUGGCCAAGAAGUAUGAAGGACACGAGGGCAUGCAAUGGCAGCAGAUGAAUGUGUGCUCGCUCUCGUUCUCGGACGAGACCUUUGACAGCGUCUUCGACAAGGGCACGAUGGACUCGAUCUUGUGCGGCGAAGGCUCGACAGCCAACGUGGCCAAGAUGUGCCAAGAAGUCUACCGCGUCCUCAAGCCCAACGGCGUCUUUUUUAUUGUGUCGUACGGCGUGCCCGACAACCGUCUCAGCUACCUCGAGAACAACGAGCUCCACUGGAAGGUCACGGUGCACACGGUGCCCAAGCCCACGGUCAGCGCCGUCCAGGUCACGGACGCGGCCGACGCCAACGCUGUACAUUACAUUUACGUGUGCCAGAAGGGUGUGAAAGCCGAAGCAUAAGCCGAUCCACGCAUCCUCAUAAUACAAGACAUUGGUAUUCUCGACA